GUUUCGCAGCCUGUUUCUUCAGUUUAGACGACUUUCAGUCUCUAGUUGCUUUUCAGUUUGUUAGUCACACUAUUAAGAAGUGAUCUGAAGUGAUCUGUUGUUUGUCCAAAAAAUUGAAAAUAAUUUGCUAAGAUAAUUCUUUGUUCCUAGCUGACUAAUUGUGCCAAUUGUUCAUUUUUCAAUUGAAUACGUGUGUUUAAUAUGGAUCCAUUAAAAAAUGAUGAUAAACUUAUAAUAGUUAAUCGAUCAAAGGAACAUCGAAUCAGUAAAAACCUCAUUCGCAAAGUGCCUUAUUUUGAGAAAAUGUUGAGCCAUUAUUCAUCGAAAUCAAAGGAAAACAAAGUUGUAUUGGAUUUUGAUGAAAAGGUCUUGGAAUUGAUUCUCAAUCGAGUUGAACACGGUUAUAUCUUCAUGGAGAUGGAUUGUGUCAUAAAAUUGUGCACCAUUGCUGACUAUUUUGGGAUGGACAAGUAUUUGAUAAAUGAAUGUUUCACUCAUUUUCAUAAUAAUUUUGCAAUUGAACAUCUUCCUGUGAUCAUACCUCAAGUUACUGCAACAUCUAAAUGUAUAAAUUCUGGUGCUCUCAAUGCUUUCAUCUGUCGCUACUUCACGAAGAUAGCAAAGACGAAUUUAUGGUUGAAUUAUCCCAUAGAAACAAUCGAGUACAUUUGUAAGCUUGACCUAAUGGUUUACUCAGAAAUGCAAGUUUUCGACGUGAUCAUGAAAUGGAUCAAUUUCAAAGCUGAUGCUAGAAAGUGUUACUUGAAGGAAUUGUUGAAAUCUAUUCGAUGGUGCUAUUUGGAAGAUAAAGAUUUGGCUGAAAUAAAGGAAAAUAAGUGCAUCCAAUCUUCAAACUUUGAACCAAAAUCAUGUUUUCGUGAUAAAUCUGGUUGCAAUUGUGUUGACCGAACAAGACAAAGUUAUUUCAUCGUGAUUGAAAAAUUCAAUGAUACAGACUUGCGGAUCAAAUUACUUGACGAUAAUUUUCUCCCAUUGGUUAAUCAAGUUAUUCAAUUAGAUGAAUCACUGUCUUUACAUCUUCUCCAUGAUGAACAUGUUUCAGAUGUAUUCUUUGAUUCUGGAAGGAAAUUGAUUCGAAUCGAUUGGAAGCAGAAAAAAUAUCGUUUGCUUGAAGCUGCUACUUUUCAAUCGCACUUCACCAAAUGUCUUAUGCUCAUUUCUGACGAACAGAAAAGAAAGACGUACUUUAGCAAGAUUGAGCCACAUAAACAAGAUCACGCAUUUGAAAGUGCACUUCUUGAAGCUGACGACAUGUUCAUUCUGGUUCGUAUCAAUGGUAACAAAUUUCAAUUUCAUCAGUUACCAAAUGUUUUAGAUAUCAGAUCUCUUUUCGGAUUACAAGGACACUCAUACCUGGCAACUAUUUUGGAUAACAAUAUUUACAUGCUGACAAAAGAUCUUGAGUUGAUUCAGUUCAAUAUUGGUAGCGGUUGUGUGCGCGAAACGAUUGGAUUUGAAAGAUUCAGAGACAAAUUUCACUUCAGUUCAUUGCUUUUAACUUCUAGCCGAGCCAAUGAUGAUGAAGUAUUUAUCAUUGACAAGUCCACAAAAGACCUCUUUUGUUACAAUGUUAAAACUGAAAAAUGGAGUUCAAUGGGUCGAAUCAGUAAUUGUGAUAGCGGAUCAGAUGGUAAAAUGAAAUCUGCGGAUCUUAUAGCUUUCACCUCAACAUUUCUUUCGAAGGACGCUAUUAAGGCUUGCCUCAACAUGAACUCAAAUGAAUGAAUUGCCUAUCUUCUGAUAAUAUAAUUCUGCAUGUUUAAACACACUGAUCUCAGGCAAUCCUGACAACUUUGUUAAC
Messenger RNA from Tetranychus urticae (two-spotted spider mite), 1822 nucleotides. The record is from RefSeq and is a predicted model, not a curated record. Lineage: Eukaryota; Metazoa; Arthropoda; Arachnida; Trombidiformes; Tetranychidae.